AGUUCCCGCAAGUUUCGGUUUGAAUGGCCAGUAACCGUCUUAAAACAACUAACAAACAAGUCUUAAAACGAGUAAAGUUAAAUUAUUCGUGUCUUUUUUUUAUACAUGAAGAACUGUUGACUGUUUAGUUCGAACCAGCGGCAUUCAAAACGAAAUCGAAAUUCAACGUCGGAAAGGGAAUGUCGGAUAUCUGCCUGUAAGCAGAUUCGCUCCGCUGGUUAAACUGCACCGCUCUCUGACAGUAUGGACCGAUUUAAAUUUAUGCUGUUGGAAAUAUCCGACAGACUGAGCCAGGACAACGUGGCUAAAUUAAAAUUCCUGUGUGGAGGUCGGAUUGGGAAGAAGAAAAGUGAGCAGAUAUCUUCUGGGAUUCAUCUGUUUGAGUGUUUAAUAGAGAGAGCCGAGAUCGGGCCUCAAAACACCGAGCUGCUGAGAGAACUUCUCACCAACAUCGGACAGCAGGUUCUGCUGGAUCUAGUCGAUCAGUAUGAAGGGGAACCGAUGUGUACUGAGGCCCCGAAACGAGAAGAACAAGAAAAAAUCAACCAGGCAACAGAACUAAUAGUCCAGCACAUGGGGAAGAAGUGGCUUCAGUAUGGACGGAAACUGGGCAUCAGUGAGGUGAAGCUGGAGGGCAUACAAGAGAAACAUCCUCGCAAUUUGGAAGAACAAGUGCGGGAACUCUUCAAAGAGUGGAGCAAGAUGCGCAAAGCAGAAGCCAAAGUUAAUGAACUGAUCGCGGCCCUCCGAGCUUGUGAUCUGAACUUCACUGCUGAUGUUGUGGAGAAAAAACUUCAGAACCCCAGUAAAGCCUAAACAUGUCUAAAAUAUGACCUUACAUAUGUGAAUUCUCAUAUUUUCUCUUGUUUACAGGCCUUAAUUUGAAUUGUUGAUACACAUGUAUGUUCAAUAUUCAGUUUCUCUUGUUUUGCCAAGAAUAUUGCUAAGUGCACUUUGACUUUAUUAAAUUGAUAUAUUUGGGGGACUUUAAUUUUUGGAAAGCUUCUUUCAGCCCUCUCAGGUCUGCAGAAACAUUUCUGUGUUAUGAUUGUAUGUGAACUGUGAAUUAGUGUAUGCUGUUUUCAAAUGGUACUUUUAUGAUUUUAUUACUGGUAAAUUAUAAUUUAGAUUAAUAUAAUAAAUUCUAUAAAGUCAAAAGUCAAACUUCCGUUUGACACCUACGGAGCACGUCCUCCAAAAAAUAUGUGUUGUAUAUGAUGUUCAGAUAUUAUCUAGUGAUCUAGAGAUGGGGGGAUUGCAUUGGCCAUAGACUGAAAUCAGCCAAUAUUUGUUCAAUUAUGGUGAUCUGUAAAAUCCUCUCCACACACAUGCACACACUUUGUUCAUGUGAAUAUCCAUCUAACAUGACUGCUAAAAACACACACACUGGUUUAAACCAGACUAUUUAAAAGUGUUUAUUGAUUUAUUCAUCAGUUUCUACUGUAAAGCUGUCAAUAUUUUAAGGCAUUAAUAAAAUUCUAGCAUCUCUA
Trichomycterus rosablanca is the source of this 1490-nucleotide messenger RNA. RefSeq names its product Fas (tnfrsf6)-associated via death domain (gene fadd). The transcript has 2 exons. Gene Ontology annotation, biological process: signal transduction; regulation of apoptotic process. NCBI's taxonomy places the organism in Eukaryota, Metazoa, Chordata, Actinopteri, Siluriformes, Trichomycteridae. Bases 244 to 816 code for a protein of 190 amino acids. The record is from RefSeq and is a predicted model, not a curated record. Gene Ontology annotation, molecular function: protein binding.